AUUCAGAUCGGGCUCCUCGGGCUGGCGCGGUCGCUGCAGCUGGACUUGGAAGACAUCGCGGAGAAGGCGGACACGUCGUCGCCGGAGGGUCUGCACUACGUCCUCGAGGAGACCGUACUCGCGCUGCUGCGGAACCCGGAGUACUGCGUGUACGGACACGCGGAGUGCGCGGUGGUGAAGGGCCCGGAGGCGGCGGAGGACGCGUUUAACGAGUUCUCCAUGGACGAGCGCGGAAAGUUCGCGGAGGAGACGCUCGUGAACGUGAACGCACGGAAACGAGCCGUUUCGUCGUCCGCGGCCGCGGGCGGCGACGAGCAGAACAUCAACGAGUACAUCCUCGUGACGAUCAUCGCCGCCGCGGACGGGAACGUGAAGCUGCCGGAGAUUGUGGACAGCGCGGCGUUGCGGACGGCGUUGAAACGGUUGGGCGCGAUCAGAGUCGACGCGUUGCAAGCCGUGGAGGUGCUGUGGACGCCGCAGGAGGAGGGGGACACGCUCACGGAGGACGAGCUCCUGCGGGAUUACCCGCAGUUGAACAUCUUGUGA
This is a messenger RNA of Micromonas pusilla CCMP1545, 546 nucleotides long. RefSeq lists its product as uncharacterized. The annotation marks the transcript as partial. NCBI's taxonomy places the organism in Eukaryota, Viridiplantae, Chlorophyta, Mamiellophyceae, Mamiellales, Mamiellaceae. The transcript has a single exon. The record is from RefSeq and is a predicted model, not a curated record.